This is a messenger RNA of Epinephelus lanceolatus (giant grouper), 9065 nucleotides long. It is a transcript of the gene lrrc7, whose product is annotated as leucine rich repeat containing 7. The record is from RefSeq and is a predicted model, not a curated record. Gene Ontology annotation, molecular function: protein kinase binding. Gene Ontology annotation, biological process: establishment or maintenance of epithelial cell apical/basal polarity; cell-cell adhesion; neurotransmitter receptor transport, endosome to postsynaptic membrane. Lineage: Eukaryota; Metazoa; Chordata; Actinopteri; Perciformes; Serranidae. Gene Ontology annotation, cellular component: basolateral plasma membrane; postsynaptic membrane; postsynaptic density.
CAGGGACACGCUCCAUGACAAGCGUGUGUGUGUGUGUGUGUGUGUGUGUGUGUGUGUGUGCGCGCGGCGCGACACAAUGAGAUAAAAAGAUGACUUCCAUUCUUUGUAUCUUCUCGCACACACACACACUUGCCCGUGCACGAUUAGGCUUACAACACACGCGCGCGCGCACAUCCAUGCGCACGCGCAAACGCACCUACUCUGGCGUCCUCGUUCCAUCUUCAUCCAUCUCUCCCUCCCUCUCUCCUCUUGCUCUCUACGGGGGAUAGAUGGGAGGAGACGCUCCUGCUUCAGUGUGUUUUCCCUGCAGCGGGGUUUACGGUAACGGAGACGGAGAAGAAGAAAAAGGGCACCGCUCCUCUCGGUCACGGAUCCGUUCCUCCGGUGUGAUUUUCAUAACCGCACACUGACCUUUCUCUUUCCCGGUGUGCCCGCAUCUUGGCUUUCUUUUUUUUAUCUACAUGGAGGCGGAGCGAGGCAUCUUGUAACGAAACCUACCGAGGAGAUCUGACUGAAAACGGUGUAUGUGUGUUUGUGUGUGUGUGUGUGUGUGUGUGUGUGUGUAACCGACUUGGAUUUAAACCUUAACCGAAUGAUCCUACAAUGAGACACACUGCCCGGGUUGGUUUGCUCAUCUCCUCCGUUUUCUGGCCCCGCGGGUACUAAAGAUGCGGCUGGUCGUGCGGGUACCUGUCCUGGUUUCACACCGGCUCGGUUUGUCCCGGUAGACUGAUCCUGUCCGGUCCUGCGGUGUCCACAGGGGCCACCACUCAUUCUUUUUUUUUUCCCCCCAACCGGAUCCGCCACCAGCAGCCUGCCAGAUGGAUAACUACUCUACUUUACAACUGCAGUGUCUGGAAAUGACCACUAAGCGGAAGCUGAUUGGCCGGCUGGUGCCGUGCCGUUGUUUCCGUGGCGAAGAGGAAGUGAUCUCAGUGUUGGAUUACUCCCACUGCAGCCUGCAGCAGGUCCCCAAGGAAAUCUUCAGCUUCGAGAGAACUCUGGAGGAGCUCUACCUCGACGCCAACCAGAUUGAGGAACUACCCAAGCAACUCUUCAACUGCCAGGCCUUGAAGAAGCUGAGCAUGCCCGAUAACGACCUGUCCAACCUGCCCACCACCAUCGCCAGCUUGGUUAACCUCAAAGAGCUAGACAUCAGUAAAAACGGUAUCCAGGAGUUUCCAGACAAUAUAAAAUGCUGUAAAGGCCUGUCUGUGGUGGAGGCCAGUGUCAACCCUAUCACCAAACUCCCAGAUGGUUUUACGCAGCUCCUGAAUCUGACCCAGCUCUUCUUAAACGAUGCCUUCUUAGAGUAUCUGCCGGCUAACUUUGGCAGACUCUCCAAACUACGGAUCCUGGAGCUCAGAGAGAACCACCUGAAAACCAUGCCAAAGUCCAUCCAUAGACUGACACAGUUGGAAAGGUUGGAUCUGGGUAGCAAUGAAUUCACUGAAAUGCCGGAGGUGUUGGAACAGAUCCACAACCUAAGAGAGCUGUGGCUGGAUAACAACUCUCUACAGUGUGUACCAGGGUCGAUAGGAAAACUUCGUCAGUUGCGGUACUUUGACUUAGCUAAGAAUCGUAUUGAGACGUUGGACACAGAUAUUUCAGGCUGUGAGGCCUUAGAAGACCUGCUGCUAUCCUCCAACAUGUUGCAGCACCUCCCUGACUCUAUAGGAAUGCUGAAGAAGCUGACAACAUUGAAGGUAGAUGACAACCAGCUGACCUCACUGCCUAGCACCAUUGGAAGUGCGAAGCCCAAGCACGGUCUGUCUCUAUUGGAGGAGUUGGACUGUAGUUGUAAUGAGUUGGAGUCGUUGCCUCCCACUAUCGGCUACCUGCACAGCCUGAGGACCUUUGCUGCUGAUGAGAACUUCCUCUCAGAGCUGCCCCGGGAGAUCGGUAACUGUAAGAAUGUGACGGUAAUGUCGCUGCGGUCCAACAAACUGGAGUUUCUUCCUGAUGAGAUCGGACAGAUGACCAAACUACGAGUCCUUAACCUCAGUGACAACAGGUUAAAGAAUCUACCGUUUACCUUUACUAAGCUGAAGGACCUGGCAGCUCUCUGGCUCUCUGACAAUCAGUCUAAGGCUCUGAUCCCACUGCAGACAGAAGCCCACCCUGAAACCAAACAGAAGGUUUUGACCAACUACAUGUUUCCUCAGCAACCGCGGCAUGACGAGGAUUACCAGUCAGACAGUGACAGCUUUAAUCCUACUCUGUGGGAGGAGCAGAGACAGCAGAGGAUGACCGUGGCCUUUGACUUUGAGGACAAGAAAGAAGAGGAAGACAACUCUGGGAAGGUCAAGGUGGAGAUAAACCUCAAGCGCUACCCAACACCCUACCCUGAGGACCUUAAGAACAUGGUCAAGUCAGUGCAAAGCCUCGUGGGUAAGAGCGUACACACCGGACACGGGCACCCGCACCAGCAUCAACACCAGCACCAGCACCAGCACCAGCUGAGCACAGGCACUGCCACCUCGGCAGGAACCAACAUGGAACACACACACCUCAGCAAAGACCAGUACGAACCACCGUGGCCCCUGCCUCCGAAAGAGGUGACAGACAGAGAGAUGCAGGACUUCUCUCAGUCUCAGCUAAUGGAUCAGGGAUCAAUGCAUAACUCUGGCAUUGACAUUCCCAAGAGGAAGGACAAAGAAGACCUGACAGAGAGCUCUGAGGACUCGAUGGGUGGCUCUCCCAACGACAUCCGCAUCUCUGACAUGAGGCCCACCCUGGUGGAGCCACCUAUGUACAAACCAAAGGUGGUGCUGCUGGGGAAGGACAAGAAAGAGUCCACAGAUGAGGAGGUGGAUAAGCUCCACUGUCUGAACCACAGCGGCUCCUCAGCCACCUACUCCGACUACUCUCCCUCACAGGGCUCCUCCGGCUCCUCCAACCCACCCGGCAACGCGCACUCACACACACUCUCUCACGCACACCCACACGCUCCCGCCCUACCGGCCCCAAGCAAGGACCAGGCCCCUCAAACACACUGGACCAACAGACUGGCUCAGUCGUUCCCCAAACCCAUUGACUCCAAGCCCCUGCUAUCUCAGAGAGAAACUCCUCCAUCAGGAACCCUGCAGCAGCGCGGGGAUCGACGCCCGCUGAGCGAGCCUUUUGAUUGGUCCGAGGCCCCUCACUAUGACAACACAGGUUUUGAUGCUGAGGAGUCUCCUCUGGACCCUCCAUCUUCUACUGGGAGUCAGGGAAACCCACCUCUGGGCUCCAAACCUCGCAGCCAGUCAACACACGGGCGCCGCCCCCUCCUCAGGCAGGAGCGAAUCGUAGGAGUACCUCUGGAGCUGGACACUCAGACACUCCCCUUCCACGGCAACCAACGCUCCACUCCGGACAAUGACCCACAAUCCUCUGGACAUCCUUCCCAGAAUCCUUGGCAGAACUGGACCAGAACCCCCAGCCCGCUGGAGGACCGAACUGCUUUUCCCUCCAAACUGGACUUGACGCCCACCUCCAGCCCCAACCCUGACCGCAAGGACAUGGACCAAAGGAUGGAACAAGGUGCAGGGCCUUUGCCUGGAAGUUGGACGUACCAUGACAAUCAGGGGGAGCAGAACAGGAAGGAUCAGCUUAGUGUCAGCGGGGGCAACAAGGUGACCGUGGUGAUGAGUAAAAGCUCGGACCGCCUGUCCCCCAUGAUGAGGGAGACAAGAUCCAAGUUUAAGAAGUCACAGAGCAUUGAUGAGAUUGACAUUGGCUCCUACAAGGUCUAUAGUAUCCCCAUGGACAGCUACAGUUCAUCCAUUGAGCAGCAGACUAGUUUGGACCGUCAAGAGUUGCCUGGUUCUAUGGAGCAGACCAACAUGUCACGGUCACAGUCUGCCCCCAUGUUAGAUGAUGACCUGGUCUUCCCAGGACAAGGCAACCAGAACCAGUCGGGACAGAACCAAAAACCUGCUAUCCCACAGAAGGCCUACCACUUUGACCAUAACUACAACCCCCAGGUGACCAUGGACCGUCGGGUCCCUCCCCCCUUCCCCAACACACCAGACUACGUCAACCACUCAUCGAAGGCCUUGGAGUACAUCAAUCAACCAGGGAAGACAUUACCCAAGGAGCUGGUGAGCCCUCGGUAUCGUGCGUAUCCACCACUUGAGAUGUUUUCUUUCCCCCAAUCACCAAUCACCCAGGAUGGUCAGCCCAGCCAGCAUCAGCAGCCAGUCCCAACACAGCGCUCCAGGCCUGGAUUUUUGAGGAGAGCAGAUUCAUUGGUGAGCUCCACAGAGCUCGCUUUGUUCCGCAGAGUCCAUGAAGCCCAGCAGGAGGCGCUGCAGGAAGCUCAGUACAGACAGCAGGCGGACCCCCCUCUUUAUGGCCGGGCUCUGCCCUACUCCACCCAAAUGGAGCACUCUGCCCUCACCAACAUGGCCGACAGCCAGAGCCAGAUGAUGCACAACAAGAGAAACGGUCGCUACGAUGACGACUAUCCCACAUACCAGGAACAGAAGAAGCCCAUGAUUGGCUAUCCGACCAAGAGCCUGACUCAGCGUCGCCCCCUGUCUGCCAGGAGCUACAGUACUGAGACCUACGGAGCAUCUCAGGCCCGUCCAGUGUCAGCUCGUCCUACCAUGGCUGCCCUGCUGGAGAAAAUGCCUCCUGACUACACACUGGCAACCUGCCCUGAGAAACCAUCUGACGACACCAUCAAAGUAAGACCUGUGGUAGCACAGAAGCCUGAAGACAUCACCUCCAGGAUGCCUGCCGAUUGGAGGCAACAGCUACUUAGGCACAUAGAAGCCAAACGAUUGGACAGGAGUGGUGUCCUAAAGCACAACACGCUCACGCUGGGCAUGCUCUGUCAGGGCGGGGGUCACGGCCAGGGGCGCAGCAGCACUUUGAACUUUAACCUUUACAAUAACACUAAGCAUGAGCCCCCUGCUGGCCGCUGGCUGCCACUACCUCCUCCUCCGUCUGCUAACGCUACUCCCUCUCAGCAGGCUGCCAUGCUGGAUAACGAUCAGGAGGGAAUGUCAGGGAGCAACCAGUGGGCUCCCUACUCACUUGGCAGGAGGGACGUCCCACCUGACAACCUCGUGAAAAAGAGUGCCCACUCUCACAACCCUUCACACCAAUCACACAACACCAUGAUUGUCACUUCCUCUUCCUCCUCCUCAUCCACUACACCUCAUCGUGUGGUCGUGCAGCAGGGCUACGACGGAAUGAUGAACAAAGGGGGCCAAUACCAACCAGGGAUGCCCUUGUCAGUGGUUCCCUCUGGGGGGCAGUACCAAGGCAACAUGUCUCAAGGCCAUCCUGCUUCUGGACAGGGUUACCCUAGCGCCAGCAUGGCUAUGUCCCCAUCUGGGAACCAACCCCAGUACAACCCCCAUUCCUCCCACACAUCCCAUCAGCCGGCCACCAACCCUCAGUACCACGGCAACCAGGUCAUGGUCCAUAGUAACCAGGGCAUGGUCCAUAGCAAUCAGGUUGUCAUGACCCACACCAACCCACGGCCUCAGAGCGCUCGCUGCCUGUUGCAGACCAAAGGCCAAAAGAGCACGGAUGGUUUCCAGGAACAGUUGUGUGUGAGAAUAGAGAAGAACCCUGGUCUUGGUUUCAGUAUCUCUGGUGGCAUCAGCGGCCAGGGGAACCCCUUCAAACCCUCCGACAUGGGUAUCUUUGUUACUAGGGUACAGCAUGACGGGCCCGCUGCCUCCGCCCUGCAGCCCGGAGACAAGAUUCUGCAGGCUAACGGACAUAGUUUUUUACACAUGGAGCACGAGACAGCCGUCUCUCUGCUGAAGAGUUUCCAGCGGACGGUGGACUUGGUGGUUCUGAGAGACAGCAGCACGUGCUAAAAAAAUAGUUUUAUAACAAACAAACAAACAAAACACAACAACGCUUCUCUACUCUGCUCAUCGCCAUCCCAUGCCACCCCACCUGCCCUCCGCUGGAGGCUUGUGGAACUGAAAAAUGAGCCGCCUUUUUUACCUUUUUAGGGGAACACACAGACAUUUAUUUGCCUAUUGCUGGACCAAAGGCAAAUACUAGUGCCAAAUGUACCAUAGGAAACAUAUCGGCUCUUCUGUCUACCGGCGGUCAGGGACCUGAUCGACGGCUGGACGGACCACAAGAGGACUCUUUGAGUUCCUACAGGGCUGCUGCAGUUUGGAUUUUGUGGUUGUUAAUUAGGCAGUCACCUGAUCAGUCAGUCUGAAUAGUUUUUGUUUGGUUAAUUAGCAUUCUGGGGUAUUUUUGCUUCUCUCCACUGCCUUUUAUUUUGCUGUCCAUGGUAGAUAUUUAAUGAUUUGUUUGGUGUAGCACAUGAAUCACUCUCCCUGUUCUUCAUUGUUCUUCUUUGUUUUCUUUUCUGUUGUCUCCUGCUCUGUUCUUCUCUUUCUUUCACUGUCUUGUGUUUUAUUCUUUUCUGCUGUCUCCUGUUCUGUUCUGCAGGUAUUAUUGCCUCCUGUGUACAGAAAUUGAAAACUUAAGAUUUUCUGCCUUGUGUACAUACAUAGAGCUGCGGCUUUCUACAGCUGCACUUUCCUUGGGGCCUGGACAGACAGCUCUAAAAGUUUAUGAUUAAUAUAAAUAUUGUCGAUAAACCACAUUCUGAAUUCUCUCUUAUGAACAUACAGGGAUUAUUUCUCCAAAUGGACAAUUUUCUAAAGUAUAACACUGAUUUUUUUUUUCUCUUCUGUAAAGAAAACACUGUUGAUAGUUCAUUACUGCUACUCUUUCUUUGGUUUUGAUUUUGUUUUUAAAACUGUUGCUUGCACAGCUGUGCCGAAAAGAGCUAAAGCAAUACUCCUGAGGCUCGACCCAUUGAGAUUUUCAGCAGAGCCUAACCUGUCCUACAGUGCCAUCUAUUGAGCAAGUCAUGCUAAUGUUUACACACACUGCCAUGCACAUAAGCUAACAGGCAAACACAUAUAAUGUAGACAUAUGUGCCCCCAUACACAACACAUAUGCAGUGGUGCGCGCUGUGCACUGUUCAUAAUGAAGCCCUCUAUAUUCUAGCCUGAUUUUACAAUUCAAUUGCUAUAAAAAACUCACACACACUGUAACAUUAUUCAUAUUAUAUAUGUGCCAUAUUUUGAAGUCCUGUUUUCUAGUAUUGUUAAGGCAAUGUCUCAUCCUUUUUUAGCUGUUUAAGUUGUAUGAUAAUGUCACAGCAUGCUUUCAUGUCACUGGUCACUGUCAGCCAGACAUUUUCUGUUGGCUUCUGGAGUUCUCUACUCUGUGGAAGACUCUAGAUGUAUUAUACCACUGAGUGUCAGUGAGACUGAUGUUCUUACAGUUGGUGCCAUAUGGACCCUCUGCCCCUCCCUGGUUGUAUUUACACAGGCCCGAAACAUCAGAGCUUUACCUCUUUGUGGCCCAGAUCUGAUCUGAACACAGUGAGAGCAGCAGCGAGGCUUUAGUGACAUUUGGCUUGGCCUUCAAAUCCAAGCAACUGCUCUGCUGAAGUGUCCUGACCUCUGGCCUCCCCGCAGAAAGCAGCAAGAGGAAAGAGAAUGUCCCUACAGGAAUCAGUAAGGUAUAAUACAGUGUUACUGUCUUAAUGGGUAAAUCUGCAGUCAGCCAGAUUUCCCCUUUUUAGACAAUCAGGAAAUGAUCUGGUCUGUGCCACAAAGGCUUUUGGCUACACUUGAAAUUUCAGUGUAACUUUUGUAACCUGAGGAGAUGCUAGUUAACACUAGGUGUACAUGGGAAUUUAGAUUUUUCAACCUGGUUGGUAAAUGUUCCAAAUGAUAUGCGGAUAUGGAAAGAAAAUAAUGCUGGCUCAGAUGUAGAAACUGAGAUUGUGCGUGAGGUUUCUGGAGUCAUGUCAGUGUGGUCUUAUAAAAUCUGACCUUCAUGAUAAUGCCUCAGAAGCUUUAUGACAGAAGUAACCAUGGAAAAAGAGCGAAGAGGUUCAUUUUCUGUCUUCGUGUAAAUGCAACACGUGUCUUGAAGACGUUUCAUGGCGGUGAGUUUUGUUUUGUUCUGUAAAACAUCUGAUGUUUCAUCCAGAGCAAAACAACAUCCUUCGCUGUCCUUUGCUUUUACUUGACAUGACAGUGUCACCCUGUGCCCAUUUUGUGUCAGCCCUCUUAAUAAGCAUUAGACUUUAGUUAAUUCAAUAUAAGGGACACAAAAUGGCACAGUUUAAUCCUGUGGUUGAGAGAAUUGAUCUUAAUCACAGGUACCCACCCAACCCUAUUUAGAGUUUGAAAUAUCAAAGAUAUUGUGAAGAGAACAGAGAAAAAGGUUUGAUAAUAUAAUUAUUUUUUACUACAUGUUUCAGGUAAUUCUUUCUAAAUAUAUUGAUAUACCUUAGCUUUGCUCAAAAAUUGUGAUAUUUUAUAAUAAUGACACUUAUAACAAAGUUAUGGAUGGAAGUACGCACAGUAUGACUUGGAGACCUACACAUGUACUAUCCAAAACUGUAUAAAAUGUAUUUCUACUGUAAUUGUGAAUUUGUGUUAUACAAAUAUAUAUUAUAUAUAUAUGUAUAUGACUAUAAAAACAGUCAUUUUCUAUGUGUUUAAACUACAUAAGAGCUGAACAAAUGCUGAGGACGGUGUCACUGUACAUAGCUGUGAAUGAAAUCCAAUUUAAAAUGACUCAUAUUGAUUGUGAAUGUACUCAUGCUUUCUGCAGUACCUACACCUACCCAACUUGAAUGCUGCUUCUUCUGUUGUGUGACAAAAAGUACUUUGACCUCCGAAGAGAGAACCGCUGUUGAGUUAUAAGUUGGACAAAUUUUAGUGACGAUUUAACAGAACUAUUUAUUUCUUUAUUUAUUUGCACAUGCAAGUUGAAAUCCUUCCAGUUUUAAGUUUGAGUAUUAAUGCGGAGAAAUGUAAUUGCAGAAUUAUAUAUAAUAUAUAUCAUGUGUUUAGAAUGCAUUUUGCAGACGCUAUCUGUACAUACUAUUUAAGAUACAGUUUUUACAAAAAAUAAUAUAUGUAUAAAAUUGAAAAAAUGCUGUGCAGCGAUUAUACUGGAGCCAUUUUGGGCUUUGGGACGUACCAUUUUUUCAGUAUAUAAGAAGUGUUUUGAAUAAUGUACUAAAGUCUCUAUUGUACAAAUAAUAAAAAUGUCACUAUUGGUAA